AUGGAAUAUACGUGUUUGAUGUGCCAAGUUCGCGAAAUUUCCGUGAUCUACGUCAAAGUUCCCAACACGUCGUUCAACUUGCUCGUCUCUAUUGUUCAACGCGAUCGUCCCAUAUACAUGCUCUCAAUUUGCUUUUUGAACCUUUUGAUGCGUCGUCUCAAGAAACGUGCAGCAUGCCCCAGUAGCAGAAGUAGCAGGAAGAUUCCAAAAAAUAAGACACUACCACUUCGAAUGAUCCGCCGCAACCGCUUUCUUAAAGUUAGUUAUUUCAUGGAUUAUCUACGCUAUAAUAUCGAUGUAUUAUACAAACAAAUGUUUGUGCGAUAUACGUACACUAAGUUGCGUUCACGUGGUCGGCUUGUUAGAAAUCCUAAGCUAUUUGCACUCUUCUACUUUUUCAGAUAA
Messenger RNA from Macrosiphum euphorbiae (potato aphid), 405 nucleotides. The record is from the annotation of a GenBank genome assembly. Lineage: Eukaryota; Metazoa; Arthropoda; Insecta; Hemiptera; Aphididae.